This is a messenger RNA of Saprolegnia parasitica CBS 223.65, 2170 nucleotides long. RefSeq lists its product as hypothetical. The coding region runs from base 46 to 2112 and encodes 688 amino acids. The transcript has 11 exons. Lineage: Eukaryota; Oomycota; Saprolegniomycetes; Saprolegniales; Saprolegniaceae. The record is from RefSeq and is a predicted model, not a curated record.
UCGCGGUCGCAUUGACCAGCGACAGAGCAGGCGGUGGCCAGCAUCAUGCAGCACACGACGGUGUGCGUGAACAAGUACACGCUUCGUUACCAGGACGGCGGUCUCGAACAGAGCUACCAGGCUUUCUGUCACUCACGCCAGAAGGCGCUUUGGUUGCGAGGCCUCAUCCCGGCAGCGAUCAGCCACCUCGUCUUCGCCAUCAGCGACAGCGUCGAGCACGACUCGCUGAACUUGCAAGUGACGAUUCCUGCGCGACUCUUCCUUGUAGUGCUGCAGAUCGGUCUCCAUAUCCUCGUCAAGAUGGACCUUGUCAAGACCGACGAGCGCCUCAUGUUCAUGGUCGCCAUGUGCAAUGGCCUCUCGACCAUGCUUAUGUACGCCCUUCAGCGCUCCGUGUUGCAUCAAUGGGACGUCCUCUUUGUCCUCUUUGGUCUGUCCUUCUACACGAUUCCCAAGGUCACACCGCUGGGCUUUGUGUACACUGCUAUCGGCAGUUGGACCACAGCUGUCGUUUACUUUUACGUGGCUGUUUUUCUGCGACCAUCAACGCUCCAGCUCGAAGCCGUGCUUUCGUUUCUGUACUGCGCGCCUGUGAUAUGGAUUUUCAACACGAUAUCGUACUACUCCGAGUACAACGCGCGGGAACGCUUCGUGCUCCGGAAGCGUCUGAACAGCGAGCGGAUUAGCCUUGCGGUGUCACGAACGCUUCUCGAAGCUAGCAAAACCAAGGCAACGUUAUCGUGUCCGCAGGCCACAAUGACAGUCGACAUGAAUGGGACGACGCUCUUCUUGGGUGUGCUUCUGUGGGGCGCCUUUACCUUGGGCAGCUUCGCUUCGUUCCCCGAUAUGUUCAAGUUUGUCGACGAAGCGACUGGCUGGGUGUGGUUCAGCCACUGCGCUGGCGUCACCAUCUUUCUCGUCAUGACCACACGCCGCCUGACCAUGUUGGCUGUCGUCCCUUGCAUCGGCGCAUUGCUUUUGUGGGUCAUGUCGCUGGUGAUGUCAGCCGAGUGGAUCGUUUUCUCAGCUCACAGUGUGGGGUACACGUUGCUCGCGGCCUCGGCCAUGAUCGCCCUGGGCGUUGUGAGUCGCUUUGUUUUGGCGUGGCGCCAGCUAGUGGGCUUCUUACAGCGCACGUGCUUUCUAUACCCGCAGCUACAGGACGGUCUCAACCGCGAAUUUCCGCUUCUCGAGAAGAUCGUGUCGGAGUACAAUGCUGGCUUUGAGCCGCAUAUUCUGGCAAGCCGAAACGCGGUCAACUCUCCGACACAUACACAUUGCACGAUAUCCCCCAGCUCGGUAGCAUCAACACUCUCGGUCGAGGCUGAAACGAAGCCCGGCUGCGGUAUUUCGUCUGUCUUGCCGUCUUUUAAGGAUGGCAAGUGCUUUUUCUGCUCCAAGAACGAUGUCGUGCAUUACGUGCCGGCCUGUGGCAUGUGGGGCAAGUGGGCCCAUUGGCGCAUGGACUCAAAUCAAAUGAUCGACCAAGCGCAGAAAGGCAACAUCCGGCAGCUUACAGUAAAGCCGACUGUGAGCAUGUGCACGUCGUACUACGACCUCCAGGCCAAAGCUGCUGAUGCCGUGGAUGCGCUUGGAGUUUUGACACGCGAACUCGAAACCACCAAAGCGCAACUCGUGGCGGCUACGCGCGACACAACAGCUGCGCAUGUAUCCAAUGCGCUUCUCCGGCGCGCACUGCACGACGCAAGUGCGAAACACGAGGCAGAUGUGACGCUUCUCUCGAAAGAAGCGAACGAGAAACUCGCGCGCCUCCAACAAGAGUCGAACGAACGUCUGCACGAGCUCAAGGUGGAACAGGCACGUAGCAUUGACAACCUGAAGGCACGCCUAGCGGCAACAAUGGCUUCGCACGACGCCGAGCUCGAAGCAGCAACGACCGACGCCAAGACAGCGCUGCGCCUUUCUUGUGAUCGUAUUGCGUACCUUGAGGCCCGUGUCGGACAGCUCGAGGUUGAGUCUCGCAAGGCCAAUGCAACGGUGCCAGCUGCUGGACCAUCACACUCGUCCCUCGUUGUCGAGAAGCAGUCGCGACGCAUGCCGUAUGCGCGUGCACUUGAAAUCGAGGGCCUCCGCGAGUCGGUGAAACACUAACACAAAGGACCCGUCUCUUCCUGGUAAUACACUACUUUGGCCGAAACGGCACCGCCGA